GUUCUGGUUUUUGAUCAGGCGUUCUGCACGGACAGCUACUGCGUCGUACCGACUCGGCUUGUGUGUUUCUCUGACAAGUAGCUUUGGGAUUAGCAAAAUAGAGCAGAGAUGCAGGUAUCAUCUUGGUCAACAUUGAAAACGCACUUUGUCAGCCUAUGUUGUCAUUGAUCCCCACCAUUUUAUCGCCGUUACGAUCAUGUCUUACCAAAGACAGUUAUCAUAUGUCGCUUAAAAACUAACUUGUCAGAGUUAGCUAGCUAACAUUUGGAGCUCGGCAGCAUAAGACGCUGUUGGGAACGCCGUGUGCCCGUUGUGUCAGAUCCGUGUUGAUCUGCUUGAGAACGGAGGGUUUUCUGAUACUAUCUUCGGCUGGAAUUAGCUCUCUCGAACCUGUUUUAUUGUUAUGUGUACGACUUAUUUGUUAGCAACCAAGCUUGCCAGAGUCAAGCUCAGUUUCAGUGACUUCGCAACCUUUCUCCGACUAAAAAUACCGUCUCGGCUCCCGUGGUCCGUAGUGGGGGCUAGCACGCGUUAGAAUUCAGCUUUCCCUGUUUGGACUUUGACGCUCUUCAUGGUCACUACGGUUAACGCGAGACGACUGGAAGAGCAAGUGGGACCCAGAGGUUGUGAUCCGAGCUGGCCUGAUCACACGUCACCCCGCAGCGGCCGUGGGGCUUCGGGUUUCGAAGGGGACCCCAUUCAGCUGUGGCUGAUCCGCGCUGUUAUGGCCUUGUCUUGUCCCCAGUAGUGCUAUAACAAGCCUUGGUCCAGCCCAGGGUCACAAGGCCAAAGCUUUGGAAAGGUCCUGGAAUAACGACUCGUUUCUACCCCCUGAGUUCAUCUGACAGAGCAGCAUGUCAGAAGACGCAGACAAGUUCAUCAAGGAGUCAUCCAUCCUGGAUGAAUACAGCAUAAACUGGACCCAGAAGUUGGGAGCUGGAAUCAGUGGCCCCGUCAGAGUUUGUGUGAAGAAGUCGACUCAGGAACGGCUGGCGCUGAAGAUCCUCAUUGAUCGCCCUAAAGCCAGAAAUGAGGUACGUCUUCAUAUGAUGUGUGCCAACCACCCGAACAUAGUGCAGAUCUUGGACGUUUAUGCCAACAGUGUCCAGUUCCCGCAUGAAUCCAGCCCCAGAGCAAGGCUCCUGAUUGUUAUGGAAAUGAUGGAGGGUGGUGAGCUCUUCCACAGAAUCAGUCAACACAGGCACUUUACUGAGAAGAUGGCGAGUCAGGUCACCAAACAGAUUAGUCAGGCAUUAGCACAUUGUCACUCCCUAAAUAUUGCACAUCGUGAUCUGAAGCCAGAAAACCUGCUCUUCAAGGAUAACUCUUUAGACGCUCCUGUGAAGUUGUGUGACUUUGGCUUUGCCAAAAUUGAUCAAGGAGACUUGAUGACCCCUCAGUUUACCCCGUACUACGUAGCACCUCAGGUACUUGAGGCUCAAAGAAGACACCAGAAAGAAAAGUCUGGAAUUAUACCUACCUCGCCAACUCCCUAUACAUAUAACAAAAGCUGUGACUUGUGGUCUCUGGGUGUGAUUAUCUACAUCAUGCUGUGCGGCUAUCCACCGUUCUACUCCAAGCAUCAUAGUCGCACCAUCCCAAAAGACAUGAGGAAGAAGAUAAUGACGGGCAGCUUCGACUUUCCUGAAGAUGAGUGGAGCCAGAUCUCUGAGAUGGCUAAGGACAUUGUGCGCAAGCUGCUGAAGGUGAAACCAGAAGAGCGGCUCACUAUUGAGGAGGUCUUAGCUCAUCCAUGGCUCAACUGCACUGAAGCCUUGGACAACGUGCUGCCAUCUGCACAAAUGAUGAUGGACAAGGCGGUGGUCGCAGGAAUCCAGCAGGCCCACGCGGAGCAGCUGGCCAACAUGAGAAUCCAGGAUCUGAACGUCAGCUUAAAACCCCUGAAUUCUGUCAACAAUCCAAUCCUCAGGAAGCGGAAAUUGCUCGGACCCAAACCCAGCGACAGCUUUUUCAUUCACGACCCAGAGAACGGAGACGAAGACUCCAACGUAGCGCUGGAAAAAUUACGAGACGUCAUUGCACAGUGUAUUCUCCCACAGGCCGGAGAAAACAGGGAUGAAAAGCUGAAUGAGGUGAUGUUUGAAGCCUGGAGAUUCAACAGAGACUGCAAGCUGUUGAGAGACAGCCUGCAGGGGCUCAGCUGGAACGAGCUUCCAGUUGUCUCGGCCUUCUUUUGAGGGUGUUGCAGGAUGUGGUUGAAGAUCUAAAGAAAACUUGAUUCUCAAAGCAUAUGAGGUUCGUGCCUAGCAAAUAAAAACCAAGUGAAUUUUCUCACAUGCUUGUUAAUGUCUUUUUAAAUUCCUUCCAUGAGUUUGAAACGCCUCAAAUUGAGUCUUUGGUGAGCCGUGAAACUUGCACCGUCGGAGCUGCUUUUGCAUAAAGUUGCUGGAAUUCAGAUCAGAAAUGACGCUUUCUGUCAGAUACUUGAGUUCAACGGAUAAACUGAAAUCUGAUGUUGAGUUUGCUUGAAAAGGUCUGGAUUUCCAUCUUGAAGACUUGACGUGAACUUUUUGAAUAUGUACCCAGAAUGUGUGCAGCCUUUCUGCCAGUGUUACUGUUGAAAGACAUUCCCUGCUCAUUUCAGUGGGCUUUUCCCCACACCUGGAACUAUAGUUAAAUCACUGACUUUUCACACCUUUAAUUCUAUUCAUAUCUGAGUUUAUUUCUGCAAAUUUGUAUUUGAAGUUUACUGAACAGCAGUUGGAUGACUUUCAGAUUUCUCUUCUGCAGCUCUGAUGCUUUAAAUCUCCUUCUUCCCUUUAUGAAUCUCUCUUUUAUAACAGGAAAUGUUCCGCUUUGAUAUUGUGACCUUUUGCGAGGCGAAAUGCUGCAGACAUUGGCCGAACAUCACUGCUGUCCAGUGAAAUCUCUCUCUUAUUGGGAUCGUUGAUAAACUUGAAUGAUUAUUUUAAGAUGGCCUGCAGAAAAAAAAGUCUUCCUUUGUGUGUUGAUAUUUCCAGUUUGGUGUAAAAGUGAGAAAAGUUUCAUUACAAAUGUAGCUCGGAGAGAGCAUUUUUGACUCCUGAAAGCUCAAAGACGACCACAGCUUGUGUUUGAAAGGCCUUUAUUUUGGUGAGCUCUUGCGCGCUAAUGUGCCUUGUACGAAGGGCAGCGUUUGGAUUCUUUUUGUUCUUAUUCACAGAAGUGGAUCACGGGAAGGUGACUAAAGUCGAUCAGAUUAGAGGAAAGAAGGGCAGUGAUCCAUUUCUCAUUCCACAACUCGCCACAGAGUUGAAGUACGUUCAGAUUUGCACUGAUGACUACAACGCCCCUAAAAGGACAUUAAAGUAAAA
This is a messenger RNA of Oryzias melastigma (Indian medaka), 3314 nucleotides long. It is a transcript of the gene mapkapk5, whose product is annotated as MAPK activated protein kinase 5. The record is from RefSeq and is a predicted model, not a curated record. Bases 855 to 2198 code for a protein of 447 amino acids. The transcript has 14 exons. Gene Ontology annotation, cellular component: nucleus; cytoplasm. Gene Ontology annotation, molecular function: calcium-dependent protein serine/threonine kinase activity; mitogen-activated protein kinase binding; calcium/calmodulin-dependent protein kinase activity. Gene Ontology annotation, biological process: protein autophosphorylation; Ras protein signal transduction; negative regulation of TOR signaling. NCBI's taxonomy places the organism in Eukaryota, Metazoa, Chordata, Actinopteri, Beloniformes, Adrianichthyidae.